ACUGGUCGACCACACCUAUAUGACCCUCCCCGGGCCACACUGGUCGACCACACCUAUAUGACCGACCCUUAGCAACUCUGGGCAACCUACCCACCAGACCGGCCUAGAGGCCAAAACUGGACGUCGCUCCCUGAGGCUAUCGAGCAAGCGCCGGGUCAAGCAGUUGGAGGUAUAUAUAAGACAGGCUGUAGUUCCUUCCCUGCACACACACACACCACCACCACCUCGACCCUGCCGUCAGGUUGUCGGCGUCACCCUCACCAUGAAGCUCUCACUGUUCACGACGCCCCUUAUGGUGCUCUCAGCGGCUCUCCUCGUCACAGCCACUCUGGAAGUCGACGAUGACCUCAGAGAAAGUCGAUCUGCCUUCAAUUGUCUACGUAUCUUCUGUGACCAGGACAGGACUUGCAUCAAAUGUACCAGAAGCGUACUGUUUCCAAAUGACCAUGGUGUACUGAAAAGUAUCAACAAGUGUGUGACGGCCCCUAGAGUAUCGUGCAACAGACUGCCAUCCAGCGUCGCUGCCACAGUGAAGCAGUGUAUGGCGAAGGCCAGUAAUGAUAUAGCAGCAUGCUUUUCCGCGGUGAGUGGCAGCACUCCCGGUGUAAUCGUUGGGAGGCCCCCUGUGAGCCCCGGAACUUCUCCCGUGAGCUCCGGAACUCCUCCCGUGAGCCCCGGAACUUCUCCCGUGAGCUCCGGAACUCCUCCCGUGAGCCCCGGAACUUCUCCCGUGAGCUCCGGAACUCCUCCCGUGAGCUCCGGAACUCCUCCCGUGAGCCCCGGAACUUCUCCCGUGAGCUCCGGAACUCCUCCCGUGAGCCCCGGAACUCCUCCCGUGAGCGACGGAACUCCUCCCGUGAGCCCCGGAACUCCUCCCGUGAGCUCCGGAACUCCUCCCGUGAGCCCCGGAACUUCUCCCGUGAGCCCCGGAACUCCUCCCGUGAGCUCCGGAACUCCUCCCGUGAGCUCCGGAACUCCUCCCGUGAGCCCGGGAACUUCUCCCGUGAGCUCCGGAACUCCUCCCGUGAGCCCCGGAACUCCUCCCGUGAGCGACGGAACUCCUCCCGUGAGCGACGGAACUCCUCCCGUGAGCGACGGAACUCCUCCCGUGAGCGACGGAACUCCUCCCGUGAGCAAUGGGGUCAUUCCCACAACUGAUACCCAAUCAUCAACCGGUGGCACCCAAUCAUCAACUGGUGGCACCCAAUCAUCAACUGGUGAUAACAAACCAUCAACCGGUGACACCCAAUCAUCAACCAGUGACACCCAAUCAUCAACCAGUGACACCCAAUCAUCAACCAGUGGCGCCCAAUCAUCAACCGGUGGCACCCAAUCAUCAACCAGUGACACCCAAUCAUCAACCAGUGGCACCCAAUCACCAACCAGUGACACCCAAUCACCAACCGGUGGCACUCAAUCAUCAACCAGUGACACCCAAUCACCAACCAGUGACACCCAAUCACCAACCGGUGGCACCCAAUCAUCAACCAGUGACACCCAAUCAUCAACCGGUGGCACCCAAUCAUCAACCAGUGGCACCCAAUCAUCAACCGUUGGCACCGAAUCAUCAACCGGUGGCACCGAAUCAUCAACCAGUGACACCCAAUCAUCAACCAGUGACACCCAAUCACCAACCGGUGGCACCCAAUCAUCAACCAGUGACACCCAAUCACCAACCGGUGGCACUCAAUCAUCAACCAGUGACACCCAAUCAUCAACCAGUGGCACCCAAUCAUCAACCAGUGACACCCAAUCACCAACCGGUGGCACUCAAUCAUCAACCAGUGACACCCAAUCAUCAACCAGUGACACCCAAUCAUCAACCAGUGACACCCAAUCAUCAACCAGUGACACCCAAUCACCAACCAGUGACACCCAAUCAUCAACCAGUGGCGCCCAAUCAUCAACUGGUGGCACCCAAUCAUCUACCAGUGACACCCAAUCACCAACCGGUGGCACCCAAUCAUCAACCAGUGACACCCAAUCACCAACCGGUGGCACUCAGUCAUCAACCAGUGACACCCAAUCAUCAACCAGUGACACCCAAUCAUCAACCAGUGACACCCAAUCAUCAACCAGUGGCGCCCAAUCAACCGGUGGCACCCAAUCAUCAACCAGUGACACCCAAUCACCAACCGGUGGCACCCAAUCAUCAACCAGUGACACCCAAUCACCAACCGGUGGCACCCAAUCAUCAACCAGUGACACCCAAUCAUCAACCAGUGACACCCAAUCAUCAACCAGUGACACCCAAUCAUCAACCAGUGGCGCCCAAUCAUCAACCAGUGACACCCAAUCAUCAACCAGUGACACCCAAUCAUCAACCAGUGACACCCAAUCACCAAUCGGUGGCACCCAAUCAUCAACUGGUGACACCCAAUCAUCAACCAGUGACACCCAAUUACCAACCGGUGGCACUCAAUCAUCAACCAGUGACACCCAAUCAUCAACCAGUGGCGCCCAAUCAUCAACCAGUGGCACCCAAUCAUCAACCAGUGACACCCAAUCAUCAACCAGUGGCGCCCAAUCAUCAACCAGUGACACCCAAUCAUCAACCAGUGACACCCAAUCAUCAACCAGUGACACCCAAUCACCAACCGGUGGCACUCAAUCAUCAACCAGUGGCACCCAAUCAUCAACCAGUGACACCCAAUCAUCAACCAGUGGCGCCCAAUCAUCAACCAGUGACACCCAAUCACCAACCAGUGACACCCAAUCACUAACCGGUGACACCCAAUCACCAACCAGUGACACCCAAUCACCAACCAGUGACACCCAAUCACCAACCAGUGACACCCAAUCAUCAACCAGUGGCACCCAAUCACCAACCAGUGACACCCAAUCAUCAACCAGUGGCGCCCAAUCAUCAACCGGUGGCACCCAAUCAUCAACCAGUGACACCCAAUCAUCAACCAGUGACACCCAAUCAUCAACCAGUGACACCCAAUCAUCAAUCGAUGAUACCAAACCAUCAACCAGAGAUACCCUAGUUUGGUGGAGUACUCGCGGAAGAACCGGACGAACUGCCGGAAGAACCGAACUGGCGGAAGAACCGAACGAACUGGCCGAAAAAUCUAGCGAAUUUGCGGAAGAUCCUGACGAACUGGACGCCGGGAAUUUGAGGGACGUGGACCAGGACUUCGCUUAUAAGGAUGGAGAGUCCACUUCUGGGCUCGCAGAGCGCACAGGGGUGAAGCACACUUUUGUACUACGGGGCCGGACACUGGUACUUUAGAGGUUGGGAACAUGUCACCCUGGUGGCAUCCCUCAGUGUAUGAGACUAGGUUACACCCUAGUGUACCAUCCAUACUAUUGGAGGCUCAGUUGGUCAACAACAAAGUUAUCAACCUACACGUUAGCUACAGUGUCCUCCACUCCAAAUUCAGUUCGCUCUUUUGAAUUGCCACAACAUACACAAUACGGGGUAUUAAACCGCGUGAACCCAGGACACCCCCCCUAAUCUAUCACACAGAAAACGUGACUGCGAGUGUUACUUUUCAUAGUACCCCCUUACUGUGUACGUUGGGGGAUUAUAGCAUAGAAAAUGCGGUGUAUUGUUAUUUGAGUGGACCUAAAUAAAUUUGCUUGCUAAAACACUUGCCCUCAUCUCUAAAGGCUCUGCUGGCUUUCUUCAGCACUCUCUAAAUCGCUACUCUUGAGGCUCUCCAACCUCUUACAUUCCAACUACUGCAACUACAACAAUCUAUUAAUAGUAGUAGUAGUAGUUGUAGCAAGCCUACAUCAGUCUCAGGAGACUAUGGAGUGGCCAUUACUAUUGGUACUAUUAGUAGUAUCAAUAGUAAUUACCAUUAACAAGCAAAACCCCUCCUCUCUCCCACCUGAGCACUCUCCCAUGCAGCUAGGGUGAGGUGAGAGAGAGAGAGGAGGGAAUACACAUACAUUAAUGCUCCCUUCACACACUUCCCACACGCUUAUCAACACCAUCAUAUGUAUUUAUUUAGUAUUAUGUAAUACGUGACAAUGUAUAUACAAAAUAAAACAUAUAUCACGUAUA
Molecule: messenger RNA, 4015 nt
Organism: Procambarus clarkii (red swamp crayfish)
Lineage: Eukaryota; Metazoa; Arthropoda; Malacostraca; Decapoda; Cambaridae
Product: mucin-2
Source: RefSeq, a predicted model, not a curated record